Cornus florida is the source of this 465-nucleotide messenger RNA. RefSeq names its product DNA-directed RNA polymerase II subunit RPB2-like. NCBI's taxonomy places the organism in Eukaryota, Viridiplantae, Streptophyta, Magnoliopsida, Cornales, Cornaceae. The transcript is spliced from 5 exons. Gene Ontology annotation, cellular component: RNA polymerase II, core complex. Gene Ontology annotation, biological process: DNA-templated transcription. The coding region runs from base 1 to 465 and encodes 154 amino acids. Gene Ontology annotation, molecular function: DNA-directed RNA polymerase activity; ribonucleoside binding; DNA binding. The record is from RefSeq and is a predicted model, not a curated record.
AUGCUUCCUCAUGUUGGUGUAGGAGAGUAUUGUGAGACAAAGAAAGCUUACUAUUUUGAAUAUAUUAUUCACCAGCUUCUGCUACGUGCAAUUGGACGAAGGGCGGAGGAUGAUAGGGAUCACUAUGGCAAUAAGAGACUCGAUCUUGCUGGUCCUUUGCUUGGUGGCCUCUUUCGAAUGCUAGUCAGAAAGUUAACAAGGGAUGUGAGAGCUUAUGCUCAGAAGAGUGUUGACAAUGGGAAGGAUGUUAAUCUGCAAUUUGCAAUUAAAGCGAAACCAAUUACUAGUGGCCUUAAAUACUCACUUGCUAUUGGGAACCGGGGACAGGCAAAUGCAGCCGGUGAAUGUGCAGUAUCAUUUUUAAAAUGUUCUCCGAUUUCUAUAGGUGUUAAAUCGCCUAACAUAUGGCUCCACUUUGUCACACUUGUGAAGAUUGAAUUCUCCAAUAGGGCGAGAAGGGUCUAG